AUUAGCAAGGGAGGACAAUAGCAGAAGCGACGAGAACUCGCGAACGGAAAGUGGCGAUAUUUUGAAAAUACCGGUGGGAUCUACUUUCCAGUUGUCGCACUUUUCGGAGCCAAGAAUCAGGCGGGAAAUCCAAACUAAUUGGCGGGAAAGUGGAAACGGGGUUCCAAAUAUGUUCUCAAGCAGCCAGAUCGACGCCUCCGUCUUCUCCGGUGGCGGAUUCAUGCCCUCUCAGCCUUCUCAGUUGGCUAACUCAACUCCGUCUCCUGCAAGAAGCCGUGAUACACAGGGGUUGAUAUCAGUAACGGUGAAGCAGAUAAGUGAAGCUUCUCAAUCUGGUGAUGAGAAAUCCAAUUUCGUAAUUGACGGUGUUGAUGUUACCAAUGUUAAGGUGGUUGGCACGGUAUUUAACAAAAAUGUAAGGUCCUCUGAUAUUCGUUUCCACCUUGAUGAUGGAACUGGCCGAGUUGAAUGUAUAAGAUGGGUUACUGAAAAUCUUGAUACAAGAGAAAUGGAUGCAUUGGAAGAUGGAACUUAUGUUCGUGUCAAUGGGCACUUGCAAAGUUUUCAAGGCAAGAAGCAAUUAAGUGCCUUCUCAGUGAGGCCGGUGACAAAUUUUGAUGAAGUUACUUGCCACUUUAUUGAGUGCAUACAUCAGCAUCUGCAGCAUUCCAAAGUACAGUCACAGGGUGGUGGUUUGUCCCAGCCACAGAUGGCAGAUUCAUCAUUGAACACACCUGUCCGGGGUGCAUCAAAUGGAUACCAGCCAGCUUUGAUGAAUGAUCUCUCAAUUCAAUAUAGCGCUGAUGGACUCAAAGGUUUUGAUAAGUUGGUCCUGAACUAUCUGCAGCAACCUUCAAACAUUGGUCGAGAAAUGGGGGUACAUGUAGAUGAACUUUCGCAACAGUUGAAAGCUCCCAUGGAGAAGAUCAAGGAUGCCAUUGAGUUUCUUGAAAAGGAAGGUCUGGUGUACUCCUCCAUUGAUGAUUAUCACUACAAGGCUGUAGAAGGUUGCUAAGUUUCUGAGCAUAUAGCUCAGCUUGGUAUUGGGUGCUUGGCUCUGUAAUGACUGAUUAUGUAUGUUAUUUAUUUCCCUCGUUCUUCUUGAUAGAGCAUGUAUAUAUUGGUUUGGAUGCUGCAAUCUAGGGAUACUGUUGAAAUGUGAUAUAUAGCAUGUCGAAAUAUUGUUUACCUUUUCGAUGCUAUAUUUGUAAUUGAGGUGUUACUAAUUUCAGUAUGUUCUCAGAGAUAGUGUUAUGCUAAGCAACCGUCUGUUGUGAUAGAUUUUAUCAAUGAUCUAAUGGUGUUAGCAUUUAGCAGUAAGGAAUUCUUGUGUAAAAGGGAGCGACGAUAUGGAUAAAAAUGCUGACUGUUUCUAUGGCGAUAAUGUCAGAUUGCCAUUAGCUUAACAGGCAUUCGUUACUGUUACUUUUAUAGAUGCCUUUUUUCUAUCUACUCAUUACCUUCAAAGUUGCUUGUUAUAUCUUUCACUAUGGAUUUGUUUGGAGUUUCAUAAAAAAUGGAUAUUGUAAAAAAUUAUUUCAUACAAAAAAAAAGAGGAAAAUGGUAUAACUAUG
Molecule: messenger RNA, 1574 nt
Organism: Durio zibethinus
Lineage: Eukaryota; Viridiplantae; Streptophyta; Magnoliopsida; Malvales; Malvaceae
Gene: RPA2
Product: replicon protein A2
Biological process (GO): nucleotide-excision repair; DNA replication; double-strand break repair via homologous recombination
Cellular component (GO): chromosome, telomeric region; nucleus; site of double-strand break
Molecular function (GO): single-stranded DNA binding
Source: RefSeq, a predicted model, not a curated record